CGUCUUCUUACUGAGGUGAAGGUAGAAAGUGUGUGUGAGCUGAUGUGGAUGUGAAUUCAGCAGCAUGGAUCAGUGUGAGGACAGAGAGGAGGGAGUCCCUCCCUCUAAAAGAGACAGAGAGAGCCAGACCAAAGCUCAGAGGAAUCAACAUGGACCUGAACCUGAUCCAAGCUGUGUGUCAUUAAAGAGCGACAACUCCAAGGGUUUUAUUACUGAUUUUAAAGAAGGAAGAUGUUCUGCUGUAGAGAGAGUGGACCAGAAGAGCUCAGAGUUUCCCACUGUUCAGUCUGCUCAACAAGAUCAAACACAUCAGGACUCCACAUUAAUGCUGCUGGAGAACACUAUGAUCACUUUUGUGAAGAAUGAGAUAAAUAAGAUCCAGAAGCUUCUAUAUCCAUGUAAACAAGAAUUCUUAGAUAGUGAGAAAGAUGAUAAGGAGUUGUUGGAGGGUGAGGAUGAAGCACAGAUGAAGGAAAACACAGAGGCUUUUCUAAAGAUCAUGCUGAAUCUACUGAGGGAAAAUAAUCAGGAGGAGUUGGCUGCGUAUCUACAGAGCAAAUUCCCGAACAUUUGUCAACAAAAAGUUAAAUCUACUCUGAGGAGGAAGUUCCAGUGUGUGUUUGAGGGGAUUGCUAAAGAAGGAAAUCCAACCCUUCUGAAUCAGAUCUACACAGAGCUCUACAUCACAGAGGGAGGGACUACAGAGGUCAAUGAUGAACAUGAGGUCAGACAGAUUGAAAAAGCAUCCAGGAAAUCAGAUGGGGAAGAUAAAACAAUUAGACGAGAAGAGAUCUUUAAAGUCUCACCUGGAAGAGAUAAACCAAUCAGAACAGUGCUGACAAAGGGAGUGGCUGGCAUUGGGAAAACAAUGCUAAUGCAGAAGUUCAGUUUGGACUGGGCUGAAGACAAAGCCAACCAGGACAUCCAGUUCAUAUUUCCAUUCACUUUCAGAGAGCUGAAUGUGCUAAAUAAGGAAAAGUUCAGUUUGGUGGAACUUGUUCAUCACUUCUUUACUGAAACCAAAGAAGCAGGAAUCUGCAGCUUUGAAGACUUCCAGGUUGUGUUCAUCUUUGAUGGUCUGGAUGAGUGUCGACUUCCUCUGGACUUCCACAAAACUACAAUCGUAACUGACCCUAGAAAGUCCACCUCUGUGGAUGUGCUGCUGAUAAAUCUCAUUAGGGGUAACCUGUUUCCCUCUGCGCACCUCUGGAUAACCACACGACCUGCAGCAGCUAAUCAGAUCCCUCCUGACUGUGUUGACAUGGUGACAGAGAUCAGAGGGUUCACUGACCGACAGAAGGUGGAGUACUUCAGAAAGAGAUUCCAGCAUAAGCAAGAUAAGAUAAGCAAAAUAAUCUCCCACAUUAGGACCUCACGAAGCCUCCACAUCAUGUGCCACAUCCCAGUCUUCUGCUGGAUCACUGCUACAGUUCUGGAGGAUGUGCUGAAAACCAAAGAGGUAGGAGAGUUGCCCAGUACUCUGACCGAGAUGUACAUCCACUUCCUGGUGGUUCAGGCCAAAGUGAGGAAGGUCAAGUAUGAUGGAGGAGCUGAGACAGAUCCACACUGGAGUCCAGAGAGCAGGAAGAUGAUUGAGUCUCUGGGAAAACUGGCUUUUGAUCAGCUGCAGAAAGGAAACCUGAUCUUCUAUGAAUCAGACCUGACAGAGUGUGGCAUCGAUAUCAGAGCAGCCUCGGUGUACUCAGGAGUGCUCACACAGAUCUUUAAAGAGGAGAGAGGACUGUACCAGGACAAGGUGUUCUGCUUUGUCCAUCUGAGUGCUCAGGAGUUUCUGGCUGCUCUUCAUGUCCAUCUGACAUUUAUCAACUCUGGAGUCAACUUGCUUAAGGAGCAACAAAAAACAUCUGAUCGGUCUGAAACAGAUAAAUACUUCUACCAGAGUGCUGUUGACAAGGCCUUACAGAGUCCAAAUGGACACUUGGACUUGUUCCUUCGUUUCCUCCUGGGUCUUUCACUUCAGGCCAGUCAGACUCUCCUACAUGGCUUGCUGACACAGACAGGAAGUAGCUCACAGACCAAUCAGGACACAGUUCAAUACAUCAAGAAGAAGCUCAGUGAGAAUCUGUCUGCAGAGAAAAGCAUCAAUCUGUUCCACUGUCUCAAUGAACUGAAUGAUCGUUCUCUAGUGGAGGAGAUCCAACAGUCUCUGAGAUCAGGAAGUCUCUCCACAGAUAAACUGUCUCCUGCUCAGUGGUCAGCUCUGGUUUUCAUCUUACUGUCAUCAGAAAAGGAUCUGGAUGUGUUUGAUCUGAAGAAAUACAAUGCUUCAGAGGAGGCUCUUCUGAGACUGCUGCCUGUGGUCAAAGCCUCCAACAAAGCUCUACUGAGUGGCUGUAACCUCUCAGAGAGAAGCUGUGAAGCUCUGGCCUCACUUCUCAGUUCCUCAUCAUCUAGUCUGAGAGACCUGGACCUGAGUAACAACAACCUGCAAGAUUCAGGGCUGAAGCUUUUAUCUGCUGACCUCAACAGUCCAUACUGCAAACUGGAAACUCUCAGUCUUUCAGGCUGUCUGAUCACAGAGACAGGCUGUGCUUCUAUAGCUUUAGCUCUGAGCUCCAACCCCUCACAUCUGAGAGAGCUGGACCUGAGCUACAAUCAUCCAGGAGACUCAGGAAUGAAGCUGCUAAAAGAGCCACACUUGAGACUGGACACUCUCAGGGUGGAGCCUGCUGGAGAACAAUGGUUGAGACCAGGUCUGAGGAAGUAUUCCUGUCAACUCACAAUCAACACAAACACAGUAAACAGAGAACUUAAACUCUCUGACAACAACAGGAAGGUGACACAUGUGGAGGAGGUUCAGUCACAUCCUGAUCAUCCAGACAGAUUUGACAAUGGGUAUCCUCAGCUGCUGUGUGGAGAUUGUCUGACUGGUCGCUGUUACUGGGAGGUCGAGUGGAGAGGGGAGGUUUAUAUAUCAGUGAGUUACGGAACAAUCAAAAGGAAAGGAGAUAGUGAAGACUGUGAAAACAGUAAACAUUGCGUAUUUGGAAGGAAUGAUGAGUCCUGGAGCCUGUUCUGCUCUGAUGUUAAGGGUUACUCUGUCUUACACAGUAACAGAGAAACAUAUCUGUACCCCCCUUCGUCCUCUGUCUCUAACAGAGUAGCAGUGUAUGUGGACUGUCCUGCUGGCACUCUGUCCUUCUACAGAGUCUCCUCUGACACUCCGAUCCACCUCCACACCUUCAACACCAAAUUCACUGAACCUCUUUAUCCUGGAUUUACAGUCUGGUUUUCUGGUUCCUCAGUGUGUUUGUGCUGA
Pelmatolapia mariae (spotted tilapia) is the source of this 3280-nucleotide messenger RNA. RefSeq names its product protein NLRC3-like. Gene Ontology annotation, molecular function: protein binding. The record is from RefSeq and is a predicted model, not a curated record. NCBI's taxonomy places the organism in Eukaryota, Metazoa, Chordata, Actinopteri, Cichliformes, Cichlidae. The transcript has 10 exons. The coding region runs from base 65 to 3280 and encodes 1071 amino acids. Gene Ontology annotation, biological process: intracellular signal transduction.